AUGUCGUUCAAUUUACCAGAAAAUGAUCCAUUUCUUAAAAAACAAACUAUUCGAACACGAAGAAAAAAAUUACAAGAAUCAUCACGUCUUGGAUAUAAAAAUUUACAUCAAGAACUUGAACCUUUACCAUCAUUAAAAGAAACUCCAAUUGGUCAGCAAGAAAAACUCUUCAUUGAAAAAUUAAAACAAUGUUGUGUUUUAUUUGAUUUUUCGGAUUGUGUAAGCGAUCUUAAAAGUAAAGAAAUAAAACGAGCUUGUCUAAAUGAAAUUGUUGAUUAUAUAACAGUAACAAAAAAUUGUUUAACAGAAAAUGUUUAUCCAGAAGUGAUUACAAUGAUAUCAAUAAAUCUUUUUCGUGUAUUACCACCAGCAGGUCCAGAUAGUUUAUCUGAUGAAAUAGGUGUUGAAGAUGAAGAACCAACAUUUGAAGCUACAUGGCCACAUACACAAAUAGUUUAUGAAUUUUUUUUACGAUUUUUGGAAUCACAUGAUUUUCAACCAAAUACAGCAAAAAAAUUUAUUGAUCAAAAAUUUGUUUUACAAUUAUUGGAAUUAUUUGAUAGUGAAGAUCCACGUGAAAGAGAUUUUUUAAAAACAAUUCUUCAUCGAAUUUAUGGAAAAUUUCUUGGUUUAAGAGCAUUCAUUCGAAAACAAUUUAAUAAUAUAUUUUUACGAUUUAUCUACGAAUAUGAACGAUUCAAUGGUAUUGCUGAACUACUGGAAAUACUUGGAAGUAUAAUUAAUGGUUUUGCUAUACCAUUAAAAGAAGAACAUAAAUUAUUUCUUGAACGAGUACUUAUACCAUUACAUAAAGCUCAUUCAUUAAGUGCAUUUCAUCCACAAUUAAUAUAUUGUAUAGUACAAUUUAUUGAAAAAGAAUCAUCAUUAGCUGAAGUUAUAAUAAAAGGUUUACUUAAAUUUUGGCCAAAAACAUGUUCAACUAAAGAAAUAUUAUUUAUUAAUGAAAUUGAAGAAAUUCUCGAUGUAAUCGAUUCAAAAACAUUUCGAUCUAUUAGUAUACCUCUGUUUAAACAAAUUGCACGAUCAGCUACAUCAUCACAUUUUCAAGUAGCUGAAAGAUCAUUAGCUAUAUGGUCGAAUGAAUAUAUUGUGCAAUUAGUGGAAGAAAAUCUUGAACAAAUUUUACCCAUAUUACUUCCAUCAUUAUGUCGAAUAUCUAAAACACAUUGGAAUACAAAUAUAAUAACAUUAACAUAUAAUUUAUUAAAAAAUUUAAUGGAUAUUAAUAAAAAAUUAUGUGAUGAUAUAUUAAAUACAUCACGAGAUGAUGAAAAAAAAUUAACAAUUAAAGAACAAGAUCGAAUAAAUUUAUGGCAACGACUUGAACAGAUUAGUUUAGAAAAACAAAAACAUUAA
Molecule: messenger RNA, 1377 nt
Organism: Rotaria sp. Silwood1
Lineage: Eukaryota; Metazoa; Rotifera; Eurotatoria; Philodinida; Philodinidae
Source: the annotation of a GenBank genome assembly